This is a messenger RNA of Cuscuta campestris, 1540 nucleotides long. NCBI's taxonomy places the organism in Eukaryota, Viridiplantae, Streptophyta, Magnoliopsida, Solanales, Convolvulaceae. The record is from the annotation of a GenBank genome assembly.
AUAAACUCCAUAACUCCUUCACAACUGUCUCAGAAAGUUUCUUGUCUUCCCAUCCCCUUUUAUACAUUUAUAUAUUUAUAGAUCCAACAAAACAUAUAUUUACACUUCUAUUCUAUUCAUUUUCUCACACUAAUUAACUUCAAUUAAUUCCCAUCUCUUAGCUUUGUUUUGUCGGGUACCAAACUUAGCUUGUCCAAAUAAUCCCUUUUGUUUUCUUUAAUUAUACUCCGUAACAUAUAUUAACAACUCCAAAAAAAUUUAUAAAAAAAUAUAUUUUUUGUUUUCAAAGAUGGAGGAACAAGGCAUGGAGUUGAUGAUCAUGGGUUCGGGCGGUUUGGAGGCGGCGGAGGAGGAGGAGCGGCGGCGGCAGGUGAAGGCGGAGAUAGCGACACACCCGCUGUGGGAGCAGCUGGUGGGGGCCCACGUGGCGUGCCUCCGGGCGGCGACGCCCGUUGACCAGCUGCCCCUUAUUGAGGCUCAGCUCUCCCAGUCCCACAAUCUCUUGGCCUCUUAUUAUGCUUUGCACCAUAACCAUAACCAUAAUAAUAAUAAUAAUCACUCUCUUCCUCCUCAUGAAAGGCAAGAGCUUGACAACUUCUUGGCUUUGCCCGAAGGAUCGCACGUAUUGAAUAAAAAAACGCGAUCAUGUCUUUUCUUCUCAGCCGCAAUUCUAUAUAUUCCUGGAAAUUCUUGGUCUAAGGCACAAUACUUGUUAUUGCUAUGCUCAUUCAAGGAACAUAUAGAGCAACAUGUGAGAGUGCACGCCGUUGAAGCCGUUAUGGCCUGCCGUCAAAUUGAACAUAACUUACACGCUCUUACCGGAGCAAUACUAGGUGAAGGAAGUGGGGCAACAAUGUCAGAUGAAGAAGAAGAAGACUUGGAGAUGGGCUUGUGUUUUGAUCACAUAGGAGGAGGAGCCGAUAAUGGGCCCGACAUGAUGGGCUUUGGCCCACUACUCCCUACCGAAUCUGAAAGGUCACUAAUGGAGAGAGUUCGUCAUGAAUUGAAGAUUGAGCUCAAACAGGGAUUCAAAUCAAGAAUUGAAGAUGUGAGGGAAGAGAUAUUAAGAAAGAGAAGAGCUGGGAAAUUGCCUGGUGACACUACCACUGUACUCAAGAACUGGUGGCAGCAACACUCUAAGUGGCCAUAUCCAACUGAAGAUGACAAGGCAAAACUAGUGGAGGAAACAGGCUUGCAACUCAAGCAAAUCAAUAACUGGUUUAUCAACCAAAGGAAGCGCAAUUGGCACAACAACUCACAUUCACUUACAUCUCUCAAGUCAAAGCGCAAGAGAUAAAGGCCCACAUAUUCAUUUAUCCAAAACUCAUGCAUGAAAUACCAUUUGUAUUGAUAUGAUAUAGAUAUAGAUAUGGUUUGUGGAUUGCUUGAAACUCUUAUAUACUUCAUUUGUUCUAAAUUAAUUGUAACAUAAAUGAAAGCUUUGAAGUUGUUUAGAAGUGAAAGCUUGUACUUUAAAGACCAGUACUCAACACUAAAAAGUAAACAAUUGGGAUUUUUUAACUAAAGAGCAAUGUCAUAU